Molecule: messenger RNA, 1005 nt
Organism: Saccoglossus kowalevskii
Lineage: Eukaryota; Metazoa; Hemichordata; Enteropneusta; Harrimaniidae
Biological process (GO): lipid catabolic process
Molecular function (GO): triacylglycerol lipase activity
Source: RefSeq, a predicted model, not a curated record
AUGUUCAUAACAUCACUGAUUGUUAUUGGAAUCUUCUGUUCUGUCUCCGAGUCAAGGGACGAUACAGUAUGUUACGGUGACUUGGGCUGCUUUACCAAUGACCCACCAUUUGAUAAUGUCGAUGCACUGCCAGAAGAGCCCGAAGACAUCAACACGGGAUUCUGGUUGUACACCAGACAAAAUCGAGACAGCAAACAAGUGAUUGAUAGAAAAGAUCCUGCGACUUUGCAUAAUUCGUAUUUUGAUGACAGCAAAGACACCAAGUUUAUCAUCCAUGGGUGGUUACACAACGGAGAUAUUGACUGGGUAUCGGAUAUGAAACAUGCAUUGCUGGAUAAGGACGAUCUGAAUGUAAUUCAAGUCGACUGGUCCGACGGAGCAUUCAAAUUGGACUACUUUCAAUGCGUAGCCAACACCAGGGUCGUGGGAGCCGAGACACACGCCCUCAUUGAAAUGAUCCUUGAGGAAACCAGUCUUGCCCUGACUCAGAUACAUUUGAUUGGGCACAGCCUCGGUGCCCACAUAAGUGGAUAUGUUGGAGAAUAUCUGAACAUAUUUCCUGGACGGAUUACAGGUUUAGAUCCAGCUGGUCCAAGAUUUGAAAACGAACAUGUGUUUGUGAGAUUGGAUUCACGGGAUGCAUUUUUUGUUGACGUCAUUCAUACCGAUGCGGAGCCUUUAGUUCCUAAAAUAGGUUUAGGAAUAUGGCAAGAGAGUGGCCACGUUGAUUUCUAUCCAAACGGAGGAAAGGACCAGCCAUCGUGUGAUGGUCUCGUAAAAGAGGUCUGCGAUCACAUGGAGUCUUGCCGCUAUUUCAUUGAAUCUAUCAACAACGUAUGCAAAUUUACCUCGUACAAUUGUGACGGCGAGCUUGGUGAUUGGUCGAAAUGUGCGUCCUCCUGUGACGACAAUCAGUGUAAUUACAUGGGAUACUAUGCACUGAACGAGCCCGAAGGUGUUUUCUACCUUGAAACCAACGAGGAUGAGCCAUUUUGUCAGGGAUGA